Molecule: messenger RNA, 1955 nt
Organism: Perca fluviatilis (European perch)
Lineage: Eukaryota; Metazoa; Chordata; Actinopteri; Perciformes; Percidae
Product: UDP-glucuronosyltransferase 2B20-like
Exons: 2
Coding region: 108-1718 (536 amino acids)
Molecular function (GO): UDP-glycosyltransferase activity
Source: RefSeq, a predicted model, not a curated record
UAUACAUUUACCUCACCAGCAGCUCAGCAGGACUGUUCAUUGAUAACAUCCAACACUGGAUUCUCUUGGUUUGAGGGAGAAGUCACAGAGUCUGAGGCUGCAGAGUGAUGGGGUCAUAUCCAGCCCUUGUGUUCGUGCUGCUGUUUUCAGCUACUCUGUCCUCCAGCUGUGAUGGUGGAAAAGUUCUGGUUUACCCUAUAGAUGGGAGCCACUGGCUUAACAUGAAAAUCCUGGUGGAAGCGCUUCAUUCUCAGGGCCAUCAAAUCACUGUAGUACGUUCCUCCACCAGCUGGUACGUUUCCGAAUUCUCACCCCAUUACACCUCCAUCACCAUCACCCAGGAGCAGUCCCAAAACUUAGAGAGCCAAGACUUCAUGACCUCUUUUUUGAAGAGGUCAAUAGAGAUCCGUCGGAAUAAAGGCUCACUAUGGGCGUUUCUGGACUUCUAUAGCAACCUUUUCAACAUGAUGGGGGAGAACCAGAUUGUUGUGGCAAAAAUGGUCGUCAGCAUCUUUGAGAAUAAGACACUAAUUAAGGAGCUGAAGGAAAGUAGAUAUGAUCUUUUUCUGACUGACCCUGCAUUUCCAGGCGGAGUGCUGUUGGCACACUAUCUCCAGCUUCCCUUGGUUUUCAAUGUGCGCUGGCUUUACAAUGGAGAGGCCCACUUCGCCAUUGCUCCUUCUCCUCUGUCCUACGUCCCUGAAUUGUUCACUGACCACUCUGACAAGAUGGACUUUUUCCAAAGAAUCCAUAAUAUUAUCCAUCAUAGCAUGCUGGUUUACAUGUACCACUAUGUCUCAAAUCCGCCUUACCAGGAUGUGUGUGAUCAUUACUUUGGACCCGAUGUCAGCGUCAUGUCUCUAAUCCAGGGAGCUGAUCUUUGGCUAAUGCGAGUUGACUUUGCAUUUGAGUUCCCUCGUCCCACAAUGCCCAAUGUCGUCUACAUUGGAGGGUUCCAGGGUAAGCCCUCCAAGCCUCUUCCAUCAGAUUUAGAGGAUUUUGUGCAGAGUUCCGGUGAACAUGGGGUGGUCGUCAUGACCCUGGGUACCCUGCUGAGCGACCUCGGCCCUGAAAUAUCGGAAAUUAUCGCCUCAUCAUUUGCCAAUCUCCCUCAGAAGGUCGUGUGGAGACACAUCGGGAAAAGACCCAUCACUCUGGGAAACAACACCAUGCUGGUUGAAUGGCUGCCUCAAAAUGACUUACUAGGUCACCCUAAAACCAAGGUUUUUGUCACGCAUGGGGGUACUAAUGGAAUUUACGAGGCCAUCUACCACGGUGUCCCAGUUCUGGGCAUUCCUCUCAUCUUUGACCAGUAUGACAACAUGGUGCGUCUGAAGUCACGGGGAGUAGCUGAGAUUGCUGAAGUGACAACCUUGGAUGUUGAGUCUCUGACAAGUACUCUGAAGAAUAUUAUAGACCCAGAAAAGCCAUACAAACAGAAUAUGCUCAAACUGUCACGGCUUCAUCAUGACAAACCAAUGAAACCCCUAGACAGUGCCAUUUUCUGGAUCGAGUUCGUCAUGAGGCACAAGGGAGCAGCACAUCUGCGCACUGAGUCAUAUAAGUUGCCAUGGCACACCUAUCACUGUCUCGAUGUGAUGGCAGUCUUUGCAGGACUUGGUUUGCUGAUCAUCGCAUUAGUUUGGGUUUUCUGUAGAUGUAUCAUUGGAUGUUUGAUAAGGACCAAGAAGUCCAUAUCAAAGUCCAAGAAUGAAUAGAUAACCUCACAAUGAAGCAACCUGGAGACUGUUGAAACGAGUGAGGUCAGAAUUAAAUAGGAUUUAUUGCCAAGUAACACAUACAAGGAAUUUGCCUUGUGGUUGGUGCAUGCAUAAACAUAUUAAAAGGAAAUAAAGAAUAAAUGUAAAAGACAGAAUAACCUAAUCUCUCUGCUGAACUGUCUUUUUGCAACAACAAAAAAAUGUGAUUUUUUUGCAUAUUUUACAUACUGAUGU